Messenger RNA from Emys orbicularis (European pond turtle), 1410 nucleotides. Its product is annotated as low molecular weight neuronal intermediate filament-like. The record is from RefSeq and is a predicted model, not a curated record. Lineage: Eukaryota; Metazoa; Chordata; Testudines; Emydidae. The transcript has 4 exons. Gene Ontology annotation, biological process: intermediate filament organization. Gene Ontology annotation, molecular function: structural constituent of cytoskeleton. Gene Ontology annotation, cellular component: intermediate filament; cytoplasm. Bases 1 to 1410 code for a protein of 469 amino acids.
AUGAGCUACACCAGCGACCUGCUCUACCCACCCUCCUCCUAUAAGAAGAUCUUCGGGGAAACUUCUCGUCUCUCUAGCAGGGUCUACAGCAGCCCGGCACCUCCCCGGGCUGCCGGCUACCGCGCCCACCAUGCCAGGGACUCCUACCCCACCUCCUAUCGCAAGCUGGCCGGGCCCAGCUCCGCGAACCACCUGGAGCUGCUCUCCCAGUCCAGCGCGGUGAGCAACGAGCUGAAAAUCGUGCGCACCAACGAGAAGGAGCAGCUGCAAGGGCUCAACGACCGCUUCGUGACCUACAUCGAGAAGGUACACCAGCUGGAGCAGCACAACCGGCUGCUGGAGGCCGAGGUCUCCCUGCUGCGCCAGCGCCAGGCGGAGCCCUCCCGCCUGCAGCAGCUCUACGAGCAGGAGAUUCGCGAGUUGCGCUCCAAGGUGGAGGAGCUGCGCCACGAGCGGGACGAGGCGCAGCUGGAGAGCCAGCAGCUGGCGCAGGGGCUGCAGCGCCUGCGGGAGCAGUGCCAGGAGGAGGCGCGCCGGCGGGAGGAGGCCGAGCUGGCCCUGCGCGAGUACAGGAAGGACGUGGACCACGCCACCCUGGCCCGGCUGGAGCUGGAGAAGAAGGUGGAGUCGCUGCUGGACGAGAUCGCCUUCCUCCGGAAGGUGCACGAGGAGGAGGUGGCGGAGCUGCAAGCCUCGCUGCAGGAUGCGCAGGUCUCAGUGGAGGUGGACGUGAGCAAGCCUGACCUCACGGCCGCCUUGAAGGAGAUCCGCAUGCAGUAUGAGGUCCUUUCCGCCCGGAACCAGCAGUCCGCCGAAGAGUGGUACAAAUCCAAAUUCGCCAACUUCACCGAGGAGGCGGCUCGCAGCAGUGACAGCAUCCGCCAGGCCAAGGAGGAGAUCACGGAGUACCGGCGCCAGCUGCAGGCCCGCAACAUCGAGGUCGAGGCUCUGAGGAAUGCCAACGAGUCCCUGGAGAGGCAGCUGCAGGAAGCGGAGGAGAGGAGCAAUGGGGAGAUCCAUAAUCUGCAGGAGACGAUUAACCAGCUUGAAAAUGCUCUAAGGACGACCAAGGGAGAGAUGGCUCGUCACCUCCGAGAGUACCAAGACCUGCUGAAUGUGAAGAUGGCCCUGGAUAUUGAAAUAGCUGCAUACAGGAAAUUACUGGAAGGGGAGGAAACGCGGCUAAGCACCGUCAGCAGCGGGAACACCUUCGGCCUUGGCUACACGUUCUCAUCUAGCCCUUUCGCCGGCGCAAAAGCCUUCUCCGCCAGCACGGUCACUGUCAGGAGGGAGGAGAAGCGAGACCUGCAGGAAAGCAUCAAGGACCCCAGACUUUCAGAGGAGCCGAAGCCUGCCGAGGAAGAUCAGCCCGGAGAAGAAAAGGUCGAAGCCGUCCCAGCCAAGAACUAA